UUCUUCUUUUAGACAAAUUAUACCCAUUUCUGUUCAAACGUUUCAUCAAAAUUUGCGGAAAACACAACAAAUUCCAGAGUUCAUUAUCAAAAUUUCUUUACAGUUCAAAAAAAAAAAAAAAAAAAAAAAAAAACCUCCAACUUCAUCUUCUUCCUUGACCGCUAAGAAACCUGAACGUGCAAGCUCCAUUGUUGACUGUGAAUAUCUUUGCGAUUUCCAUAUUGAUCUUCGAGAUUUAGCUUCGAAUCCCUUCUGAAGUGGUUCAUCCGCAACCCGACCAUGGCGUCGCAUGCCGAUUACCUUGAGAAAAUGCAGCUUCGUCAGGAUUACAGAAAUUUCUGGCAUACGGAUCUCACGGGCACCAUUUCUGCCAAUACGCCUUAUUGUUGCUUUUCUAUAUUCUGUGCCCCAUGUGCUUCUUACCUUCUGCGGAAACGAGCUCUUUAUGACGAUAUGUCGAGAUACAAAUGCUGUGGUGGUUACAUGCCUUGUAGUGGCAAAUGUGGAGAAGGCCACUGCCCUGAAGCUUGUCUAUGCACCGAGGUUUUCUGUUGCUUUACAAAUUCAGUUGCAUCAACACGUUUCAUGUUGCAAGACGAGUUCAAUAUACAGACAACUGAGUGUGAUAACUGCAUCAUCGGCUUUAUGUUGUGCCUCUCACAACUGGCUUGCAUAUGCUCCAUAAUUGCUUGCUUGCUUGGAAGUGAAGAACUUCAAGAAGCCUCAGAUAUAGUGACCUGUUUAUCUAACCUUGUGUACUGCAGUGUAUGUGCGUGCAUGCAGACACAACACAAGGUGGAGUUAGACAAAAGGGAUGGCAAGUUUGGACCCCAACCAGCCAUGGCUGUGCCUCCUACACAGCAGAUGUCUCGGAUCAAUCAACCGAUCCCCGGUCCAGUCGGAUAUCCUCCUCCGAUGUAUGGACAACCCUUUGGACACCCAGCCCCUCCCUAUGUUCAAGGCUACCCGCCCCCUCCCUCGGCUCAAGGCUACCCGCCACCUCCCCUGGCUCAAGGCUACGCAUCCCCUCCCCCAACACAAGGCUACCCGCCCCCUCCCUCGACUCAAGGUUACCCGCCUCCUCCCCCAGGUCAAGGCUUCUCGUCUCCUCCCCCGACUCAAGGCUACCCACCUCCUCUUCAUGCUGAAGACUAUCCGCCACCAGCUUAUCCUCUGCAUCAGCCACCUAGUCAAUACAAGUGAUUUGUUCCACAUCGUUUUCCUCCUCGUGUGGUAUACGUUGCCUGAAUCUGCCUCCCUAACAGUAAUGGAGCUUUCAUGUCCUAGCUUUUGACGUUUGAUUGUGCGUUUCAUUGUUGAAACCUAUAUCGUGAUGUUUUUGUGUGUACAAAUCAUAUAUACUUUCAUUGUCGACUUAAGCAUUGAGCUACUAUGUACAACUAUACAUUGUUUGGUCUUGAGAGGAACCAACAAAAAAAAACCUACUCAUGAUUGCUAUUUAAUACAAUUCGUGCUCUUUCUUUUC
This is a messenger RNA of Cucurbita maxima (winter squash), 1486 nucleotides long. RefSeq names its product leucine-rich repeat extensin-like protein 2. The record is from RefSeq and is a predicted model, not a curated record. Lineage: Eukaryota; Viridiplantae; Streptophyta; Magnoliopsida; Cucurbitales; Cucurbitaceae. The transcript is spliced from 8 exons. The coding region runs from base 280 to 1203 and encodes 307 amino acids.